Molecule: messenger RNA, 3257 nt
Organism: Quercus lobata
Lineage: Eukaryota; Viridiplantae; Streptophyta; Magnoliopsida; Fagales; Fagaceae
Product: Pentatricopeptide repeat (PPR) superfamily protein
Exons: 1
Coding region: 102-3257 (1051 amino acids)
Molecular function (GO): protein binding
Source: RefSeq, a predicted model, not a curated record
ACAUGGCCCAAUUUUAAGACCCAUGAAAACUAAACAAUCUUUUAGCGUAAGCUUCAGCUUGAACAAGAAGAAGUUUUUGACUUUUUUCUACAAAGCGCGCCAUGAGUAUGAGGAAUUUGAUGAAGCUCCACUCCUUGUGUUUAAGAUCAAGCAACAAGCUUUCUCAUUCUCAGCUUUCAGAAUUUCAGUUUUGUUCUUAUUCAAGCUUUUCCAGGUCUUCUAAACGGUUGAAGAAAUCCCAAGACACCCAUUUGAAGAAUCAAGCAGAAACUAGUACUAGUAGUACAUUUGGCUUACUUUUCAAUGAGAUUACUGAGAUUUUAGGUGGUGAUAAUUUCACCACUGGGAAAACCCAAUCUGGGAACUUGAUAUCCGGAGAAGUUAAGGGGGUAAAGGAAGAAUUCCCAGAUUGCACACAAGGUGUUUGUAGAAAUGCCGAGGAGAGUGUAUUGCAAGAGAAGGACAAUGUAUUGAGUUUGGAGGAUACCCAGAUGGGAAUUUUGGGUGGUAAUGAUGUUAGCUUCGACGUUCAUAAGAUUACCGAGAUUGUUCGGGCAGAAAAUGGUGUGGUUUCGAUGGAGGAGCGGUUAGAAAAUCUGGGUGUUGGGUUUGAUUCAGAGGUUGUUGAGAAAGUGUUGAAAAGGUGCUUUAAAGUGCCAGGUUUGGCAUUAAGGUUCUUCAAUUGGGUGAAGCUCAGAGAUGGAUUUCGUCAUACAACUAGGAUUUACAAUACCAUGUUGUUCAUAGCUGGGGAAGCUGGAGAAUUACAGUUGGUGGAGAAGUUAGUGGAGGAAAUGGAGAAGAACUUUUGUGAGAAGGAUAUUAAGACUUGGACCAUUCUUAUCUCCCUAUAUGGGAAUGCAAAGUUAAUUAGCAAAGCCUUGCUGGUCUUUAAUAAUAUGAAGAAGUGUGGUUGUGAACCAGAUGUGCAGGUUUACAAAAAGAUGAUGCGUGCUCUUUGUGCAACUGGAAAAGAUGACAUUGUGAUAGAAUUCUACAAGGAGAUGGUAAAGAAGGAGAUGAUGAUUGAUAUGAAUUUGUAUAAGAUGAUAAUGAAUUGCUUAGCAAGAUUAGGAGAUAUGGGUGCUAUUCACUCAGUUGCAGAAGACAUGAUGAGAGUUUGUCAGACUCCAGAACACAUUGUUUAUGGAUAUGUGCUGAAAAGUUUGUGCAUUUCUGGGAGAAUAAGAGAAGCUUUAGAAUGGAUUCGUGACCUCAAAAAUAAAGACGUAACACUUGAUGCUGAAUACUUUGAGACCUUGGUGAAAGGACUGUGUAGGGCUGAUAGGAUUGCGGAUGCUUUGGAAAUUAUUGAUAUUAUGAAGAAAAAACAUCUUAUUGAUGGGAAGGUUUAUGGGAUUAUCAUCAGUGGGUAUUUAAGGAGAAAUGAUGUUUCUAAGGCACUUGAGAUGUUUCAAAGCAUGAAAGAGUCCGAGCAUUUGCCUAUGACCUCUACUUAUACAGAGCUGAUGCAGCGUCUCUUCAGGUUGGGUGAGUAUGAAAAAGGCUGCAUGCUAUAUGAUGAGAUGCUGGAAAAAGGAGUGGAGCCAGAUACUGUGGCAAUCACAGCCAUGGUUGCUGGUCACAUCAGCCAAAACCAUAUAUCUGAAGCAUGGAAAGUUUUUAAGAGUAUGGAAGACAUGGGCAUCAGGCCCACUUGGAAAUCUUAUUCAGUAUUCAUUAAGGAGCUCUGUAAGAUUUCUAAGACAGAUGAGAUUUUCAAUGUUUUGAAUGAAAUGCGGGCAUCCAAGAUACAUGUUCAAGAUGAAAUAUUUGAUUGGGUUAUAUCUUACAUGGAGAAAAUGGGAGAUGUCAGUAGUAUUGAAAAAAUAAAGCAAAUGCAAAGAAUCUAUGAGCUUUACCCUCAAGAAGGUGAGUCACCUCAUACUGAUGAAUCCAAAGAGCAAGAGCACAAUAUGGAGUUAAACUCUAACCAAUCAGAGGCAGUAAGAAUGGACUGUCACUUGGUAGAACCACUUCCAAGGAAUUAUGAUGAGCAGGAUUUGCAAGAAAUUUGUAGGAUUUUGUCAUCCUCGACAGAUUGGUGCUUAAUUCAAGAAGCUUUGGAGAAAUGCAAUAUUCAGUUCACACCAGAUCUUGUUGUGGAGAUUUUGCAUAACUGCAAUUCGCAUGGUUAUGCAGCAUUACACUUUUUCUCAUGGGUAGGAAAACAAGCUGGUUUUAGCCACACUACAGAGACCUACAACAUGGCCAUUAAAAUUGCUGGACGUGGAAAAGAUUUCAAGCACAUGAGAAACCUCUUCUAUGAAAUGCGAAGAAGAGACUACUCAAUAACAUCAGAUACAUGGACAAUCAUGAUUAUGCAAUAUGGUCAUACUGGUCUGACUGAGAUUGCUUUGAAUAUAUUUGGGGAGAUGAAAGCUAAUGGUUGUAAACCAACUGGCAGUACAUACAAGUAUUUGAUUAUAAAUCUUUGUAGGAGGAAAGGUAGGAAGGUGGAAGAAGCCGUUAAAAUAUUUGAUGAGAUGAUUCGUGCGGGACAUGUCCCUGACAAAGAACUGGUUGAAGCUUAUGUUGGUUGCUUAUGUAAAGUGGGUAGGCUGUUGGAUGCUAAAAAAUGCACAGAUUCUCUCCAUAGGGUUGGUUUUACAAUUCCACUUAGUCAUUCCAUGUACAUUAGGGCUCUUUGUCGAGCUGGGAAGCUGGAAGAAGCUCAAGCAUUGGUGGAUGAGGUUGGGGCAGAAGGAUCUACAUUGGAUCAGUACACUUAUGGAAGUCUUGUUCAUGUACUACUACAAAAGGGACGCAUGGAAGAGGCAAUGACUAAGGUGGAUUCUAUGAGGAAGGCAGGGAUUAAUCCGACUGUCCACGUUUAUACAUCUUUAAUGGCUCAUUACCUGAAGGAGAAGCAGAUAGAAAGAGCUCUGGAAGUUUUUCAGAAAAUGCAACAAGAAGGUUGCCAACCAACUAUUGUUACUUAUUCAGAAUUGAUACGUGGUUACAUGAACAUGGGGAAGGUUUCUGAUGCUUGGAAUAUCUUCCAUCGUAUGAAAUUAAAAGGGCCUUUGCCUGAUUUUAAAACUUAUUCAAUGUUUAUUACCUCUCUCUGUAAGGCAAAUAGUUCUGAAGAGGCCUUGCAGCUUAUAUCUGAAAUGGCAAGUAAUGGGAUCACUCCUAGUACUGUUAAUUUUCGAGAAGUUUUUUACGGGCUAAACAGAGAAGGGAAGCAAGAUUUAGCUCGUUCAGUGUUACAACAAAAAUUAGCUUUAAGAUCAAAACGCAAGUUCUUAACAUAA